Zymoseptoria tritici IPO323 is the source of this 1005-nucleotide messenger RNA. RefSeq lists its product as uncharacterized. The coding region runs from base 1 to 1005 and encodes 334 amino acids. The record is from RefSeq and is a predicted model, not a curated record. The transcript has 2 exons. Gene Ontology annotation, cellular component: cytosol. Gene Ontology annotation, molecular function: NAD binding; hydroxypyruvate reductase [NAD(P)H] activity; glyoxylate reductase (NADPH) activity. NCBI's taxonomy places the organism in Eukaryota, Fungi, Ascomycota, Dothideomycetes, Mycosphaerellales, Mycosphaerellaceae.
AUGCUAAAACCAAGAAUCCUCCUCCUCGGCAAGAUCGAGCACGCUCCUAAAGCCUGGUCCUUCGUCUCCAGUCUCGGACAAGUAAUGACUCCCAAAUCCACCAACCGCGCCGACUUCAUUCGAGAAUGCAAAUCCGGAAUCUUCGACGAAUGCCUCGUCGCCUUUCGCACUUUCUCCAGCGUCAAAAUCACCGGACCUUGGGACGCCGAACUCAUCGCCGCAUUGCCCAGGGGUCUUGAAUUCUGCGCUCACAAUGGAGCGGGAUAUGAUCAGAUUGACGUGCAGGCUUGCUCUGCUCGAGACCCUCCACUGCGAAUCUCGAAUGUACCCACAGCUGUUGACGAUGCGACGGCCGAUACAGCGGUUUUCCUCAUGCUAGGUGCUCUGAGGAGGUUCAAUACUUGCAUGACGAUGCUCCGAGAUGGGCAGUGGGGAGGAGGCCAAGAACCGCCACUAGGUCACGAUCCUGAAGGGAAGGUGCUGGGUGUCCUGGGUAUGGGUGGUAUUGGCCGGAACAUGGCGAAGAAGUGCGCCGCGUUCGGCAUGUCCACUAUCUAUCACAAUCGCAACCCGUUGUCCGCCGAGCUAUCGGGCGGUGCGAAGUACGUCUCCUUCGACGAACUGUUGGCCGAGUCAGAUGUGUUGAGUCUCAACCUUCCGCUGAACAAGCACACACGACACAUCAUCUCCACGCCCGAAUUCGCCAAGAUAAAGCGAGGAGUGGUCAUCAUCAACACUGCGCGAGGAGCGGUGAUGGAGGAAGCGGCACUGGUGGAGGCACUGGAAAGUGGCCAGGUAGGAUCGGCGGGACUGGAUGUGUUUGAAAAGGAGCCGGAAGUUCAUCCUGGACUGUUGAAGAAUCCGAAUGUGAUCAUGUUGCCACAUAUGGGCACUUCGACCGUGGAGACGAUGAGGGCUAUGGAGGAGUGGGCGAUUUCGAAUGUCAGAAUGGUGCUGGAGCAAGGCAGAUUGAAGAGUCCUGUGCCAGAGCAGAAGAGCCUAUGA